CUAUGACGGCGCAUGCGUAGAUUCACCGAGGAGACGCAACAUAAACUGACGCGAUUUCCAAGCGCCUGCAGUCGCUAACGUCUCGGGAAUACCGUCGAGAACGUGAAGGACUGCACGUCUGUCCGAUUGAAUGGAACGAGCAGCGGCCGGUAUUAUGGGAUGCAGUGCUUCCGUGUCAGCGAACGCGAAUUCGAUUGUAUCCGACGACGUCUCGAAGCAGAACGGACACUCCCUUACACACGAUUCGACGGUAGCACCUGCUUCCACACCGGAACCAGAGACUGUCGAAGUAGACGGUGUUCAACGGAGGGUGUCAGACUCGCAUUUGUUUCAGAGGAUCAAGAGUGACAUCGAGAGGGCGGAUGAGUUCACGAGAAGGCCUCUGCAGUUGGACAACGGUGAACCGUUUCUGCCGACGUCGCACGUACCGCGUAGUCCAGCGGUGACAGCAAGUGACUUAUUACCGUCAGAUUCCCAGACAGACUUCUUUCAGAUGUUGGAUAAGAAAAUAGCAGAGGGACCUGACUACUGUUCAGAUGGGAGCCAAUCAUAGCAGAGAAUGCCAGUACCUGUCUCCUUCCUAAAUCCCUUUGCAGCAGCGGCAGCAGCAGCAGCAACAGUGUACAUAGACAGCUGAGUACAAUUAUAUAUAG
Corticium candelabrum is the source of this 653-nucleotide messenger RNA. RefSeq lists its product as uncharacterized. The transcript is spliced from 6 exons. The record is from RefSeq and is a predicted model, not a curated record. NCBI's taxonomy places the organism in Eukaryota, Metazoa, Porifera, Homoscleromorpha, Homosclerophorida, Plakinidae. Bases 131 to 553 code for a protein of 140 amino acids.